This is a messenger RNA of Nestor notabilis (Kea), 1974 nucleotides long. RefSeq names its product acyl-CoA dehydrogenase family, member 11 (gene ACAD11). NCBI's taxonomy places the organism in Eukaryota, Metazoa, Chordata, Aves, Psittaciformes, Psittacidae. The record is from RefSeq and is a predicted model, not a curated record. Gene Ontology annotation, molecular function: flavin adenine dinucleotide binding; oxidoreductase activity, acting on the CH-CH group of donors. The transcript has 17 exons. The annotation marks the transcript as partial. Gene Ontology annotation, cellular component: mitochondrion.
GGUCGCAUCUUCCGAGACCUCUCCCUGCCUGAGGUGGGCCCAGCAGAGCGUUCUGCUUUGUAUAUUGCAAUGAUAGAAACUUUGGCCCACUUGCACUCCUUUGAUUUACAGUCAUUGGGUCUCCAAGGAUAUGGGAGAGGACCGGGAUACUGUGGAAGACAGGUAUCAACUUGGAAAAGACAGUAUGAUGCAGCUGCUCAUACAGAUAUCCCAGCCAUGAACAAGCUGGCUGAGUGGUUAGCAAACAACUUGCCACCUGAUGAUAAUGAAGAAAGCCUGAUUCAUGGGGACUUCAGAAUAGAUAACAUCAUCUUCCACCCAACAGAGGCUCGUGUUUUGGCAGUGCUGGACUGGGAACUUUCAACUGCUGGUCAUCCUCUAGCAGAUUUAGCAUAUGCCACUCUGUUCUACUUUUGGCCUACAUCUGUGAAGGGCUUGGGUCAAGGAACUCUCUUGGGUUUCAAAGACACCAUAGAAACCCCCUCAUUUGAAGAACUGGUUUCCAUUUACUGCCGCUGCCGGGGCAUCAGCACUACUAUAGCCAACUUUAACUUUUUUCUUGCUUUGUCAUAUUUUAAAAUGGCAGCAAUAUCUCAGGGCAUAUAUGCUAGAUAUCUCAUUGGAAAUGCUGCUGCAGAGAACAGUCAUGAAUUUGCUAAGCUUGUGAAGCCUUUGGCAGAGAAAGGGUUAGAGCUCUCAGAAAGGUCAUCUUUUAGUAGCACAGAUCACAGCACCUCUGGAGAGCUGUUCCGUCAAAGCAGGAAAGGCCAAGAAAUGUUGCUGAAGGUGAAGCAGUUCAUGCAGCAGCACAUAUAUCCAGCUGAGAAGGAAAUAAUAACAUACUAUGCUGGACAUGGAAAUACUGAGGAUAAAUGGAAGAAACCACCACUGCUUGAGAGACUGAAGGAAAUGGCCAAAGCAGAAGGUCUGUGGAACCUUUUUCUCCCAGAUGUCAGUGGUCUCAGCCAGCUUGACUAUGCGCUAAUAGCUGAGGAGACUGGAAAAUGCUUCUUUGCUUCUGAGGUUUUCAACUGUCAUGCUCCAGACACUGGGAACAUGGAGGUCCUGCACAUGUAUGGGACUGAAGAGCAAAAGAAAGAGUGGCUGGAGCCUCUCCUAGAAGGGAAGAUUAGUUCUUGCUUCUGCAUGACAGAACCUGAUGUGGCUUCAAGUGAUGCCACCAAUAUGCAGUGCAGCAUUGAGCGAGAUGGAAACACUUAUGUGAUAAAUGGCAAGAAGUGGUGGAGCAGUGGUGCUGGAAACCCAAACUGCAAAGUGGCAAUUGUAAUGGGCAAAACCAGAAACUCCUCAGCAUCCAGGUACGAGCAGCACAGUAUGAUUAUUGUUCCCAUGGACACUCCAGGGCUGAAGCUGAUAAGACCUCUCUCAGUGUUUGGCUACCUGGAUGAGAUCCAUGGAGGACAUUUUGAGAUCCACUUUAAUGAUGUGCGAGUCCCUAUCUCCAAUAUAAUACUGGGGGAGGGCAGGGGGUUCGAGAUCGCCCAGGGUCGGCUGGGGCCCGGCCGAAUUCACCACUGCAUGAGGUCUCUCGGCACGGCAGAAACCGCUCUGCAGCUCAUGUGCCAGCGCGCAGCGCAGAGGGAGACCUUUGGGAGGAAACUCUAUCACCAUGAGGUUGUUGCCCACUGGAUUGCUGAAUCUCGCCUCAGCAUAGAACAGGCUCGGCUGCUCACGCUGAGAACAGCCAGCAAGAUUGACGCACUGGGCAACAGAAAAGCAAGGAAAGAGGUAGCCAUGACCAAAGUGGUUGUCCCUCGAGCCGUGCUUAAAGUGAUUGACUGUGCAAUCCAAGUGUUUGGGGGAGCGGGAGUUUCCCAGGAUUUUCCUUUGGCUUUUAUGUAUGCCUACAUCCGGACCUUGCGCCUGGCAGACGGGCCCGACGAGGUUCAUCUCUCGACCAUCGCAAGGUGGGAACUGCUUGAGCAGUCCAAGAAGCUAACUGCAAAAAUCUAA